AAGCGAACAUACAGGAUAGCGUACAAGCUUUCGGACCAUGAUGAAUGCGCCUUCCUCCUUGAAAUGGCUGGGCGCAAGGAUUUAUUUGAUUUCGAACAACUGUACCUUUCUCUGAGUCAACAUUACAAUCCCUGA
Messenger RNA from Acaulospora morrowiae, 135 nucleotides. Lineage: Eukaryota; Fungi; Glomeromycota; Glomeromycetes; Diversisporales; Acaulosporaceae. The record is from the annotation of a GenBank genome assembly.